This is a messenger RNA of Armigeres subalbatus, 14744 nucleotides long. RefSeq names its product trichohyalin (gene brp). Gene Ontology annotation, biological process: maintenance of presynaptic active zone structure; neuromuscular synaptic transmission; regulation of synaptic plasticity. Gene Ontology annotation, cellular component: cytoskeleton of presynaptic active zone. Gene Ontology annotation, molecular function: structural constituent of presynaptic active zone. The record is from RefSeq and is a predicted model, not a curated record. Lineage: Eukaryota; Metazoa; Arthropoda; Insecta; Diptera; Culicidae. The coding region runs from base 1322 to 6598 and encodes 1758 amino acids. The transcript has 24 exons.
GUAGCGGAGUGUAGAAGUGAAAAAUUGAGUGCAGCAGAAAAUUGGUGAAAUUUGUUGUUAAAAAGGCCAAACUUUGGCUGAAAAUAGUGAGACGAUGGUGAAGAAUCGACCUGGGCCUGGAUUUAAUGGCCCUUUUGUAGCGAGAGUUCGAUUGCGCUAGAAAAAAUACGUGGUGGAAAAUUUGGGGAGUGUGAAGGAGCCACUGCAGGGCUGAAAAUUUCCUACCCCGUGUGAAUCGUAGUGUAAAAUUUGUAUCACCAGGCCACCUGCCACAGAUGUGGAUCAGAAUGCGAAGGAAAAAGUGCUAGCAUUGCCCAAGUCAUCCUCCUGGAACAAAGUUUUGUUAUUAGGCCAGCAUUUUGGAUUCGAUUCCAUUCCGUUUGCAACUGUGCAGGAAAAAGGGGGAUUGCAAGCUGGCAUAUUGGGUGGGUUGGAGUGAAAAGCGCUGGUCGGCUGCAAAAGGCUACUCUGGUGGCAGAAGCCAAGGUAAAAGGAAAAGAAAAAUUGAUUGAACCCACACUCUCCACGGUCAGGAUAAGUGAAAAUUGUGAAAACUUUCAAAGUGAAAAAUUACUAGCUAUGGUAUUUUAAGUGCAAAUAGUGAAAACGAAGAAAAAUCAAUGAAUGGUGCUUCUUAAUUCCAUCAUAACCCAUAUCAGCAUGUCACGGCCACAGGAGUGGAAAUAAGUGCAAAUGUUGUGUGUUCAAUAAGCUGGACUGGUCAGUAGAAAAAUCCGUCUAUAGGGUGAGGGAAACCAUGACAGUCUAGAAGAAAAUCGAACUGUGCUUGGAAGGGUAGUGCACACUUUACUAUAAGUCGCCUUCACCCUCAUUCCCAGUGCUCUAAUCCGUUCUUGAAGAAUUCCCUGCACAAUUACGUACCACCGAAGCACUAGCUGUGAAAAUAAAUCGCCAAAAGGAUUUGGAAAUAAGAAAACAUCCUAAGAAAGUUUGUCCCUCUCAUGUGAAUGCGAUACAUUGCAUGAGAUAUUGACCUACCCUUAUAAAUCUAUAUCAUACGCUGUCAACGGGAACAAAACCACUAACGAUAUAAGCGUAACUUUGUUUCUAUUGCAUGUCGCUAGGAAUCGAGUAAACAAAAGACACUUUAAUAAUACACAGUUUAUUAAAACAAAUAAAUAACGCACAGGAUUCACUGCGUGGUUCGAUAUCCGACAACUGUUCGAUGACACAAAUAAGCAUUAGCAAACAGACGGGUCCGAGGGAAUACGCCAAAUAACAUUUAACAGCGAGCUUCAAUAUUAAAUAGUGCUAAACAAUUCGGUGCAGCACUUUCAUUCAAUCGUUAAUCGUAACUUUUAUGACGUACGUAUGGUCGAAAAUACCUACUCCGUUAACACUUGUGCAGACCGCGGAUUAUUCGCGGCAUAUUAUGUCUCGUGAAGCCUACAGCUCAGGUCAAACAGUCAAUACAGGAACUAGAAGCCCCGGUCGCCCAAGCAGACGUUUAACCGAGUUACCAACCGUCGAUAGGUCGCCUUCAAGAGACUACGGAGCCCGAGGAAGUCCUUUAGCCAUGGGUAGUCCAUACUACAGGGACAUGGAUGAGCCCAUCAGUCCAGCUGGGGGUGGACAUCAUCGCAGUAGAAGUGCAACGCGUGCACCAACACAUUCGAUGGAAUAUCCGCGCGAACAGCUGCGGACUCGUUACCAAUCACUAGACAGAGGAUUAGUGGAUCCGCAUGACCGAGAAUUUAUUCCGAUUCGGGAGCCACGAGACCGCUCGCGAGAUCGCUCCCUAGAACGAGGUCUCUACUUGGAGGAGGAACUCUACGGCCGCCCACCAAGACAAAGUAUGCCAGACCGGGGGUAUCUCGGCGAUUUGCAGGUGCAGAACAAUGACUUACAACGUGAGCUUGGCAAUCUGAAGAAGGAACUAGAUCUGACAAAUCAAAAAUUAGGUAGCUCAAUGCACAGUAUUAAGACAUUCUGGUCGCCAGAGUUGAAGAAAGAGCGCGCCCUACGUAAAGAGGAAAGCGCCAAAUAUAGUCUUAUUAACGACCAGCUGAAGUUGCUAAAUAGCGAAAAUCAGAAACAAGCAAUGUUGGUGCGUCAGCUGGAAGAGGAACUACGCCUAAGAAUGCGGGCACCGAACAUCGAGAUGCAGCAACAAAUGGAAGCUUUGUAUGCGGAAAACGAGCACCUCCAGAGAGAAAUUUCAAUCCUUCGAGAUACCAUCAAGGAACUUGAGCUGAGGAUAGAAACACAAAAACAAACUCUGCAAGCCCGAGAUGAGAGCAUCAAAAAGUUGCUGGAGAUGCUGCAAAGCAAAGGAAUGGGUAAAGAGGAGGAACGCCAAAUGUUCCAACAAAUGCAGGCUCUGGCGCAGAAACAGUUGGAUGAAUUUAGGCUGGAGAUCCAACGACGCGAUCAGGAAAUAAUGGCUAUGGCUGCCAAGAUGAAAACUCUGGAAGAGCAACAUCAGGACUACCAACGUCAUAUUGCAGUGCUGAAAGAGUCACUUUGCGCCAAGGAGGAGCACUAUAAUAUGCUGCAGGCGGAUAUGAUGGAACGUAAAAUGGUUGAGGAGUUGAGAAAUCGUCUCGAAGAGAAAAAUCGCAUGAUUGAAAAGAAGACGCAAAAUGCCAUGCAAUCAGUACAGGAGAAGAAUCGUGCCCAAACUGAACUGACCGAGCUGAAGGAACACAUGGAUAUCAAGGAUCGGAAGAUUAACGUUUUGCAAAGAAAGAUCGAAAACCUCGAGGAUUUGUUGAAAGAAAAGGACAACCAGGUUGACAUGGCCAGGGCACGACUGAGUGCGAUGCAAGCCCAUCACUGCAGUUCCGAGGGAGCGCUCUCCAGCUUGGAAGAGGCUAUCGGCGAUAAGGAGAAACAAAUGCAACAGCUCCGUGAUCAGAGAGAUCGCGCUGAAGGUGAGAAGAAAGAGGAAAGGGAGCUCCACGAACGGGAGCUCGCCGAAUACAAAAUGAAACUCCAUGCAUUGGAUAGUGAGGUGGAGAAACUCACCACGCGUCUCCAUCGUGCCCUGAAUGAAAAGGAUCGACUUGAAUCCAAAUUGGAGUGCUCUCAGAGCGAGCUCGGCAAAUCGAAAGCCGAACUUGACAAGGCAGCCACUGAUGUGGGUCGUAGUGGCGCCGAUUGGGAAAAUGCUAAACAGAGGAUCUCUCGUCUUGAACUCGAAAACGAACGGUUACGUGCGGAUCUGGAACGAUCGCAGACGACUUUCGGUAGGUCAACCUUAACCACUUCUCAAGAACUGGACCGAGCCCAAGAACGAGCCGACAAAACAUCGGCUGAGUUACGCAGAACACAAGCCGAACUAAGGGUCACGCAAUCUGAUGCCGAACGAGCAAGAGCCGAAGCUGCCGCCUUGCAAGAGAAAUUAGAAAAGAGCCAAGGCGAGGUUUAUAGACUCAAAGCUAAACUUGAAAACGCACAAGGGGAACAGGAAAGCAUAAAACAGGAAAUGGAAAGAAGUCAAACCGGAAUACAACGAAUUGUUAGUGAAAGGGAUAAGGCUUACGGUGAGCUCGACAAGAUUCGCGAGGAGUUAGAAAGAUCGCAGGCUACGCUUGGCAAGUCACAGCUUCAACAAGAGAAAAUACAAAAUGCUCUUGAUAAGGCACAGAAUGAAGUUGACCACUUACAGGAAAAACUCGAUAAGAGUAUCGCCGAAAUUAGGAGGCUUCAAUUAGAGAAGGAGAAGAUCAACUACGAAUUUGAGAACAUCCAAUCUCAGCUUGACAAACAACUCGGUCAAUCCUCCAGAGUACAAAAGGAACGAGAAGCCAUCCAGAUGGACUUGGAACGAUAUCGAGACAAAUCAGAGAAGCUUCAAGCAUCCAUGGGUCGCUUACAGAAAGAACGAGAUGUACUAUGCGACGAGCUGGAGAAAAUCAAAGAAAAGGCCGAAUCUGCGCAAAGUUCUGCACUUAAAUACCAACGGGAACGAGAUGCCAUUCAAACAGAGCUGGAAGUGGUUAAAGAACGCUGGGAGAAGGCACAUCAAGUACACCAGAAACUCCAAAUGGAGCGAGAUGAUGCAGUCACGGAAAUCGAUAUUCUCAAAGAAAAGCUUGAUAAAGCCUUGUAUGCCAGUCAAAAGCUUAUAGACGAGAAAGACAAUUCAAACAAAGAGUUUGAAAAGAUGUUGGAGAAAUACGACCGAUCACAGAACGAAAUCUACCGACUGCAGUCACGGUGCGAUACAGCUGAGGCUGACCGCAAUCGUCUUGAAGUCGAAGCGGAAAGAUCUGCUUUGUCAGCCGCUAAAGCAAAAGAGGAUCUCAGGAAACUGCAAGAGGAAACUACUAGACUGCAAGAGGCUUGCGACCGAGCAGCAAUGCAACUUGGCCGCUCUAAAGAGUUGGAAGAUAAAGCAAAGGAGGAUGUUGAUCUUAUUCGAGAACGUCUCGAUAAAACGCAAGCUGACCUCCGACGUGCGCAAGCUGAGAAAGAAAACCUACAAGCUGAAAUGGAACGACUCACUUACGAAAUCGAUCGAGCCCACAAUAGCUAUACCAAACAAACCGCCUCGCUUGAUGCUGCUCAAGAAGAGGCAGCUCGGUACAGUUUAGAAAUCGAAAAGAUGAGAGAGAGGUACGAAAAAACUGCUGCUGAAUUACGGCGCUUGCAAGAAAAUGAAUCAUUCUCCAGGGAGUCACGCCGUUUGAAAGAAGAGAACGAUCGCUUACGGGAGAAAUUCGAGAAAACUAUGAUGGAGUUGGAAAACUUCAGAAGCAAGUCCCAGUACGAAGAGGAGUCGCUAGAAAAGUACAAAACAAAAUUCGAAGCGCGCGAAAACGAAUUCCAAACGAUGGAACUCAAGCUCCAUGAAGCCACACUCCAGCUGGAACUGGCUCGUCAAGAGGUUCAAAAGCUUAUCUCAAAUCAAGACAAACAACGCAUGGAUGCUGAACGAGCACAUAUCGAGUAUGAGAAGAUUCGUGAUAAGCACGAAAAACUUAUCAAAGAAAUGGAACGAUUACGCCAAAACCCUGGUUCAGCUGUUAGCCCAGGAGCUCUUGCUGCUGCUUCGGUGGGUAUGAGCGACAAAAAUGAAAUCGACAGGCUGCGCGAUCGGUUAGAAAAAGCUUUACAAAGUCGAGAUUCCACUGAAAUGGAAGCGGGACGUUUGGCCAAAGAGCUUGAAAAAGCACAACUGCAUUUAUCAAAACAACAAGAGGCAUAUGAAGCUACCAGGAUCGAAUUUGAACGUAUGUCUGCUGAGCUUACACGUGUACUUGAGAGACUGGAAAAGUCUGAGGCUGAGAAAGAAACACUUCGACAAUCUACCAAGAUAUACGAGAAACAUCAUCAACAGCACGCAAGUAACCAUAUAGAACAUAACGUUAUGAAAAUGGAAGCCGAUAACAAACAAUUAAUGGCCGAGAGAGAUCAACUGGUAAUGCAGCUUGAAAAGAGUCAAGACAUGCUGAUGAGCUUCCAGCAAGAACUCAAUGCUGCUGAGCUUGAACUUCAAAGGCAAUGCGAAGAAAAUAGACGACUGAAAAACUCACCCCAGGGUGCUCACGCUCAGGCACAACCCAAUUCCCAAGAAAUCCAAAACUACAAGAAAGAGAUUGCCCGGUUAAAACAAAUGUUACAGGAAACAGGAGCAAGAGGAGACAGCGAACUCGAACAAUGGCGAAAGGUAGUCGAGCAGGAGAAGAAUCGUGCGGACCAGGCAGAAAAGGCAGCCAUCGAACUGCAGAAGAGAAUGCAGGUGAUGGAACAGCAGCUGAAACAGCAACUACUUCAAAUGACCAACAUGCAGAAACAAAUGACACAACAACAACAGCAGCAACAACAGCAACCAGCACCUCAACCGCAGCAACCACAAAUCAAUCCAAAAGAAAUGGAAAAGGUUCAAGAGGAACUUAAAACGGCGGUAACGCAGCGGGAUCAAUUCCAAAAUCAACUCGAACUGUUGGUACAAGAACUGGAAAAAAGUCAGAUGGAAGCUCAAGAAGCCGCGAAGAAAGCACAACAGCAACAACAACAACUCCAGCAGAUGCAACAGCAGAUACAGCAGUUGCAGCAGCAGCUGCAGCAAGCGACGCAAACAGCGAAUCAGAAGGCAGCCCAAAGUGCGAGCAUCUCGGAACAGGAUCGAAAGCAGCUAGAAGCACAAAUGAAACAAAUCGAAGACGCUACACGAUUGCUGGAGAGUGAACGCAAGACAUUCGAAGACCAGCGGAAGGUUAUCGAGAACAAGCGAAAGGAACUGGAAGAAAAGGAAAAGAACCUGGUCGAGUUCGACAAGCAGCUGAAGAAGCGGAAAGAACAAAUGGAUCAGUUGGAGAAGUCUCUACAGAAGGCUGGCGGUACAGCAGCAGCGGCAGGUGAAUUGAACAAACAGUUAACAGAAACACAACAACAGUUGGACAAGAUCACCAAAGAAUUGAACGAUUCCAAAGAAGCAGCCCAGCGAUCAGCGGCCGAAACAGAACGUUUACUGCAACUGGUACAGAUGACGCAGGAAGAGCAAAACCAAAAAGAGAAGACCAUAAUGGAUCUGCAGCAAGCUCUAAAAAACGCUCAAGCAAAAUUGAAGACAGCACAAUCACAGCCGCAAGAUGCUGGACCAGCCGGUUUCCUGAAGAGCUUCUUCUAAGCAAUACAUCGCCGGUAUUCCAACGAUUUGUUCACACUGCAGAGCACCAGAUACGGCGUUGUGUAGUCAUCCAACUAGUUACUUGUUUAAAAUUCCUUGAGUAUAGUCCCCAUUUUUUAUGAUUAUCUUGAAUUCUUGGCAUAUUUACCUAUGAACACGUGUUGUUCCGGUGGAUUCGCAUCCGAGUACUCGGUUUUUUUCUCACCGUAAGAAUCGUUAAUAAGACAGAUCAACAUCUUGUUCAUAAGCAAUAUAUCAUGUGUAAAAAUUGUAAGAACGUAUCGAUCUAGCGGAAGAAUUGUUGAAAGAUACAAACUAAUACAAACCAUGCUGCCAUAUUAAUAAAACUAAGUAAAAGAGUAAGAUAAACUACGGAAAAGUGAUAUUUACCUAGUCAGUAUCGCUACACUCGAACUACUUUAUCCAGCGCAUGAGAAUUCGAGAUAGUCAUUGAAUUAUAUACUGUUAAAUAGAUAUUUAUUGUAAAAAGUAUACAUGAAGGUAACGUGCAUAUUUUCUCUAUUUUUGCAUGAUACCAGAAUAAAAUGGCCCGUUAGAAAUGAACAGUUUGUCCACGAUCUCGAAAAUUAUCCACAUAGAUACGACGGUACGUGAACCAAUUAUUCUUCAUUGCAAACAUUCGAUCAAAUUUAUAUAGUUACGUUGAAAACCUUGAAAGAAUCUCAUUUCAUAUACGCAUUGGGCUGUGUGUUACAUUGAUUUGAAUAGGGCGCACCAUUUUCUACAGCAGAUUACGUUUCUUCAAUUAAAGGCUAGGUUCAAUUGACUAACACUCGCCAUUUUUUUUUGGAGCUGCACUGCUGGUGGAAAAGAUAGAAAAAGUUCUCAUCGGAAAAUUAGUCGAAUUUUCUAGAGAGAGCGUUAGAAUAAAGAGUAUAGACAAUAAUCUAGAAAACACCGUGAAAUAAGGAAUACUCGUAAUUUGGUGGCAUGUAGGAAGCAUCCCACCGGUUGUUGUUUUCUGAACGAUAAGCGUAUGAAACACGUUACUGGCAGUAAUAGGUGCUUUCUAAUAAUACCAAAUAGUAAACAAACAGUAUUGUAUUUUACUCGAUAUAAUCGCGAUCAUACACACUGAACUCGAUGUUAUUAAUUGAAUUGUUUGAAUAUCUUGCUAAAGUCUGUAAAUCUUCGUCUUGAACACAUGAUUUUUAUCUAGAUACGUCUAUUUUUACUGAAUCUGGAUCACUUCUACAUUUGCAGUUCCUAAAUAUUUACACCAUAUAAAUCAUUAAAACAUCAAUCCCUUUCAAAAACAGCCACAUUAAAUGUGGUAAAGUGGUAAAAUCAUCCAAAUAAAUUACAAAGAUUAAAAUUUAGCAUCGGUGUUCAAUGCCUGCUAUCCUUUCAUUCUAUUUCGUUUUUGUAUAGAAGCUUCAAGUAUCUUCAAGUCUUAGGAGUCGUCCGCAAAGUACGUAAUGCUGAUGGAAAAAAGGGGGAGUCGAGAAGUGUGAUUGUUUAUAAGACAUUCAAGAGAUUUGUAACAAUUAAAUCAUUUUUGUUUUGUAGAGUAAAUUAUGCUUUUCAAGAGCGUUAUAAAACUUAAAAUGUUACUGGGCUACAAAUGCUCACAAGAAUUUUGGUCUGCACUCCAAAGUCAGAAUUAAAAAACAUAAAACAUGUAAAAAAUACUAAACCCCCAGAAGUUUUUCUUACUGCAAUCUUCCUUGAACAUCGGUUGUUGUUUGUUGUUUUACUAACGAAUGAAGACUUUUUCUAUUGGAGAUUUCUAUUCGCGUCAUUGGCUCAAUGACCAAUAAACAAAUAUUUUAUUAAGUCAGAAGUAAUUCAAACUAUAUGGGCGCGUUCAUUUCGAAUUUGAAUCUGAAACACGCAUUUCCCCAGUUGGCCGUACCUACUAAAUCCAUUUUGAAAACAGUUGAGAUUGAAAAUCUCAAAAGUAUCAUACCCUUGAUUACUCCGCAUAAUUUUAUUUUUUAUAGUUUUGAAACACGUAUGAAUCAAAAGAUUCAAAUGUUUUUCAAUAGUUUUAUUUUGAAGGAAUCAAUUCCGGCACCUUUCUUAAAAACAAACUAUUUUGUUUAUUUGCAAAACGAAACCAAACUGAUGGAGAAUCAAUUAUCUUUUUCUAUUUUGUUCCAAAUCCAUAUUUGAAACAGAAUUUCAAACUUUCAUUAUUUGUAUUCCAUAGCCUACUUGUCAUUAAAAAUCACUAAAAUAUUUUAAAAAUGUAUUUAAAAAUGUUCAACCUGAUACAUUCAAUAUGAAUAAUUUUCGGAAAGAAAUUGAUCAAUCCUUAUGAAUAUUUCGAACACUGUGUAGUAAUACGUUGUGCAUUUGAUACACUAAGCAUAGGGCUAUUAUACAAUAUAUGGUCGAAGCGGCCAUCUUGAACAGCAAUAACAGUAUACUGCGCGUCUGGAAUAUCAUCAGAUGUAUGAGACAUGAUUUACUUGGAAAUUCUGAAUUGAGUAGAAAAAGAAGAACUUUCUCUGAAAAUGAAUGUUGAGUAGGAUUCGGUAAACUCUAGCAAAAGUCAAAUUUAAAUUGAAAAAAAUAAUAAUUUUUGCUUAUUUAUGGUCAUAACCAGCUACAUAUCAACAACUAAUUUACUCGAGAACUGCUCAUAAUGAAGUGACUCAGAUUCUAAGAAUAGAGUUCGAAUAGCCAUAUUUUUAAUUUAUAUUUGAACUAAUGAUGCACGCGCUCUGCUUGAAAAUUGCACUCAACUAAAUCCAAUCCACUACACCAAAAGUUCGUAAUAAGGAAAAACUCUCUUUACAUUUCUAUAUGUGGACAAUAUACAAUAAAGCAACUUUCUCAACCUCGAGUACAUUUCGUCUAUCAUUUCAAGGUUACCAACCAGCAAAAGUGACACAAACUAAAUAUGGAAAGAAAUACAAAUCAAAGCUCCUACGUGUAUUGCUUGUCUAACGUGCAUAAUGUGGUGACGGUAGAUGGACCAUUCAUCUUGAUAUCUUGAUUAUCGGAAAUAAAAUCAGAUAUAACAUCGAUAUUAUUAUCAUAAUGUUUUCAUGCGCAGCUUGCAUGGACAGACGGUAAUAAAGCAAAUACCCAUAUACAAAACACAAAUUAUCAAAACUUAUGAUGAUAGUGCGAAGAAAGUUUACUAAUAUAUCGUUGAAUAGACCAUUUUUGUUGAUAUUCUUGUUAUUACUGAAUUAAAAAAUAGUUUAAUUUGCCCAAAUGUACAGAUUUUUUUUCGAAUGGCAGGUAUCGGUUUAAACAGAUUUACAAUGUUAGUCAUAUUUAUUCACCAACUGUUAUCAGCAAUAAAGAAAGCACAAAGUAUUGCAAAUGGAACUUUCUUUCAUUCUCAAUCACCUACGGUUUAUCAUCUACGAAAACUAUUUUCAGUACCUAAUUACGGAAAAAAAAUAUAUAUAAAAGAAGUAUAUAUACAUAACUGAGAAAUUAUUGGAUAAGACUUACUACCUGUGUCCAGCUUCUUAACAUUAGUCUGUAUUGUGUGAAAAUACAGGUGAAGCAAAUUACCUUCGCGACGAAGGAACAGAUGAUAAUCUAGAUCGACCAAACGUAACUUAACGACGAUGUUUCUAGUACAGACGAUAUAUAGAAAUGAAGUGAACUUGGCAUGCGGUAGCUUUUCCGCCUUAAGUGCACAUAAGCAUCAGAAUUAGGAAUCAAACCACGAGUUCUUCACCAGUUCGAUAAGUUGGGAUGUGUUUUAUUUCUCAACAAUACGCUGUUCAAUUCGGCGUACACAAUACUGCCCAUCGAUUAUAUUCAGUUCAAUCUACCGUUAUAUCAAGAGGGAGUUUUAAAAUUCGUUAUGUUGAACGACGUCAAACCUGGUUCAAUAGCAGUCUGUGCGGUCAAAUCACUUGAUCAGAAUUGGAUCAUUAAAGUACACCAUUUUCAGUUUGUAGGUCACAAACAAUUCCAACUUUUGAUAAAAAAAAACUCCUUAAUGAUGUUAUUCAAAUUCAGAUUCUGACAUACAUGAUGUGAUUUAUUAUUCUAUACUUGUAUUUAUUCAGUAACAAUCCCAAGCGUUUUAUUACAUUUAGUCGUUGAUUAUGAAUUUAGUGAUAAAAUGCAGUUGGUUAAAGCGAUUCAAAUUACAAACUUGUUCCAUUAUCGUGCCUAUUCAACUUCAGAAAACAAAAAAGUUUGGUGUUUGUAAUUAUGCUGAAACAUAUUUGUAAAUUUGCUACGCUAUUUCUUGGCGUUGAUGAUCAGUCAGCUUUCAUACACUCUGUAAAAUGAACUUUCAAAAAUAUUAAGUUUCGUCUAAGGAUGUAAUAAAUUAUCCUACCCAACAUACAAGCCUAUACAUCUCCAAGUAUUUGGAUCAAGACUGGCAGAUUAUUAUUUUGACAAGAUUUCUUAAUUUGCAAUUCAAAUGACUAGACAUGUAUUCUUAUGACUUACUGUUCGUUUUUUAAAGGUGAGUGCGAAUUCAUAAUAAUGUUGACAGUAUACCAUUACCUAUUGAAACAUUCGAUUAUUUUUUUUUCAAAUUGGGCUAAGUCGCCUAGAUAACAUGCUCUAGAAAACCAAUUCGAAUCUGCGGUUAAGCUAUCAAGCUAUUGAAUAACAUGUUAUGAGCAUGCUUAUAAUGGCAUACCAGGUCAACUUUGUCCAAAUAUAGUUUAUACUCUUUCAAUAAAAUUCAGAGAGCUGAAAGAUAAGGGAACGGUUCGCCACUUCAUCUCAUAGCUCCCAUUUCCAUCUCAUCAAAAACAAAGCAAUGAAAAGGAAUUUGAUUUGUUUGAUUUUUUUAUUUUUGUGUUUUUUAUAGCCGUUUUUUUAUAGCAUGUUAACAAAAAGCAACAUAUAUUAUUCUCUGUUUUGUGAUGAGAUGGAUAUAUGUUCAGUGAGAUGGAAAAAGAAACAGUUCCCCUACUUACUUGACAAAAUGCGUUACCACCAUUCUUGUGCAAUGUAUUGCAUUUCUUCUGUAAAUAUAGGAAUGACAAUGAAAUGAAAAACAUAUGGAGUUUAAUUCCAUUUCUAGCUAUUCCUAAAACCUGGUAUUUUAGCAAAAACAUUCAGCGAGUGAGGCUGAACCACUAGCCUUUAGAGCGUUUGCCUCGUUAUAGAAUCAAAAUUGAAUUCGAGGCAUCCAAGACUACAAAACGAGAUUAAAGUAUUUAAAUCUUUUACAAGCAGUAUUGGCAAUUGUCAUGACUCAUAUAAAGGUGAAAAACAGGACCUUUUCCAUAUUAAAAGACCAAAUCAAAAUGUAACCGAAUCAUUGUUUUCACAUUAAGCAAGCUCUGCGGAUGAGUUUUUUUGCUUUAUGAAUUCCCAAUUUUUUAAUUUUUUGAGUAAAAUAGUGCGAAAAAUAAUGGCAAGCCAGUUCAUUCUGGUAAAACUAAAAAAAAAGCUAUGGGAGUUUUAUUAUCACCAUUAUUGAAGAAGAUACGGCUUGAUAUAAAAAUCUGUGCUCUAUGUUCAAAAUAAUUUACAUUGUCGAAAAAUUUGGUCAAAAGACAAUUUUUGUUUCAUUGUUAAAACAUGAUUGACUCUUAUGUUUAUAGUGACGUAGAAUGUUAACCGUACAAUCUUAUAAUGACGUUCAUAGAUUUGAAUCAAUAAACCGUUGCCAGAAAAGUGGUACAUAAACCAAUUUCUUCAAUUUUAAGGUUUUACAUAAACUACUUCCAUUUGCAAUUAUUUCAUUAACGAAUAAUGAAAAAGUGAUUUUUGAUGAGAAAAUCUGGAGAUAAGCUAUGCCGUAAUCUGGCAAAGUGACGUAUAUGCCAAUUUCCAAAAACGGUGUAAACGAGUGGUACUCAUAGUACUCUUUAACAGAAAAAUGGAAAACAUCCCAAGUAACAUUUUGAGUUUUAUAACUCUUAUUUACUUUACUCUUUAUUUACUCUUCAAGAUUGUUAUAAAACCAGCAUAAAACCAAAAUGUUACUAGGGAUAUAUGUUGUGAAAUAACGCAUACGUCACUUUUCUAGAUUACAGCAGAGCUGCUGGUAUAUAUCACAAUGGGCAUUUCGUUGGCAGUAAAAAUGAUACAUGUACAAUUGUCGCCAUUAAAUUCAGCUGAUUCAGAAGAAAACUCGGUAAUUUAGGUUGUUUCUGCCUGCAUACCUGAAUGUUGGUGCAGCAUUGAUUUUUUUUAAGUUUAAUUGAUUUACCGAUAAUGAAUCAAUAGGACACCUGAUGUCUGUAUAUUGGCACUGCUUCUAAAGAGCAACUUAAAAAAAGUCCAACAACUGUCAUGCACUUAAUUGAAGCCGAUUUCGCGGCUAUUCGACAGGAAGCUGAUGUAUUCACUUAGAAUCCGUUUCUGUGUUCAAAUGUUUCAAAUAAUACCAUCCAAAGGCUUGUCGUCAAAAUAUCUCGUAAACCAUCUACUCAAUAUAAUUUGAGUUCUUUUAAUUCUUUUUAACUUUCCGAAGUUAGUUAAAUUUACAAUGGUGAUUUAAUAAUUAUUUUUAAAAUAUUUAUUUGGCAUCUAGUGUUUUGAAAGUGCCUUAUUAAUUAUAUUAAAGCAAAACGACGAAAAAUAUUUUCUCAUUUUGAGAUAAAUUUUAAUCAAACUUUGCCUCAUCCAUUAUUUUGGUUCAAAUUAGAAAUUUUUCAAGCGGUUACCAUUUUCAUAACCAUUCCAAUGUUUUCAAUACAUUGUUUUCUUUUAUUUUUCAUUUAAUAUUUUGAAAUUUGUUUACUCUGACAGAAUUUUGGAUUUUAAUACAUUGUUUAAAACAAACUAAUUAAUGGAGUAAAGCUAACUACAUAGCAUAGCAUUUCAUGUUUUGCUUGUUCAAAUGCGUUUGUUAAAAUAUAAAUAUGAUUUAAACACUGCCAAAGACCUUGACCGUAGCUCAUUAAUCUAAUGUUAUUAUUCGAAAAUUCUUGCACUAAUAUAUUUGGCCUGCUUUCAAGUUGUAAUAGUUUCCCGCCUAUUUUUUGGUUAUAAUAAGCAAAACAGCGAGAUCACUCUCACAUGUAUAAGCAAUUUAACCUUGAAUCAUCACAUUGCAAAUUACAAUCUAAAAACCAAAAAACACAGAUUUUAACCAGUUUGUUACAAAAACCACUUCUGAACAUUCAAACCGGCAAAUUAUUGAACUAGAAUAUCACAAAUAUGUGAAAUGAACGACUAACAGAUACACUUUGCUCAAACGGAACGAUACAAAUCAUGAAAUGAAUGAACCAUUUGAACUAGACAAAACAUGUUCGAAAAUGUUCCACAUGAACACACAUUCCAAAUCCGUAAUUCCAAGCAACUAAGAAUCAAUCAACAAUUCUGACAACCUUUAUUCUCUUUAUCAGAAUUUUAUAUUUCAAUUCUUUGAAUAAAACACGUGGACGAUGGACCAUUACUAAAGUAAAUAUAAUAGUAUCACAUUAACAAAAGUUGUUGUCGUUGAAAACACAAUCAUUUCAGUUCAUCGAAGCAACAUUGAACCUUAAACAUAAAACCAAAUCGAACUUAUUAAUUCGUAUGGAUUUAGUGGAAGCAAACAAAGUAUUACUAGUCUAUGUUCAAAACAACACGAAAUCACAUGGAUAUAUGGUGUUAUUCGGGAGAACAAAUUAAUCAUAUUUAACUGACAGCAGAUGGUUCAGCAGAAAUGUAAAAUAAUUUCGAAUAGAACGGAUUUAUUAGGAACAUAUUUAUUUUCGUAGUGAAGCAAGUAAAAUAUAGACCAUUUCAUUUUUUCACAUAUCUCGAAAAUCACGAUUAUAAGAUACACAACAAACAAAACUAAAAAAACGCAUUAAAUCAGAUUAAAGCAAACAAAACCUGCGAAACGCUAACUGUAAUUAUCGAAUAAGUAGUUAACUAUCUUUGAAAAAUAAUGCUAAAAUGAUCGUAUCAGGCCGAACAUGGAGUAGCAUUCAAUUGGAUUGGACAUUGUAUCGCUGAACAAAAACAAAUCAAUCUGUAUAGAAUAGAACGAAUUGUGGUAGAAAACACACAGAAUCGGGAACUGAUGGAGUCGUUAUGGUAACAAAAAUGUGAUCAGAACAUUUAUUCCAUGUAGAUCUAAAAAAAAACAAAACGCCAGAUACAGAGAGACACUAAUCAGAACUCAUACUCGAUUGUAAAUCAAAGAACACUAAACUAAAACCGAUUGACGCUACUUGGUGUGUGCAAAUAGUUAAGCGGUAAUACAAAUGUUAAUAUUAUUAAUUAUAUGAAAUAAAACAAA